CUCUAUUUACAGUACUGCAUUCACACGAUCCACUCAUGCGGGCAGUGUGACACGCGUUUUGGUUGUUUGUUCUUCCGCAGGGGCUAUAAUUGCUCAGCGAUAUCUGUUUGUCCUUAUCCAGCAGUAUUUCCUUGUUGCCAGUGGUGUAUACUCGCAAACGGACUUCAUUGCAAUUUGAGUUAUCCCACGGCCGUUAUUAUUCAGUGCCUAUAACCUACAGAGUAGUAAUACAAAAAAAUACUUGAGUCUGGAGUUCAAUUUGAAAGGGAACAUGGCUUCAAAUGGGAUGGAAUGUAUGCAGUUAGCAGAGGACCAGAUCAAAAUUCUGGAGGAGAACUUCACCAAAGUCUCCAAGCAUCCCGAUGAGUCGACGCUCAUGUUGAUCGCAGCGGAAAGCGGACUAACUGAGGAAGAGACCGCCAAGUGGUUCAGGCUACGCAACGCACAGUGGAGACAGGCCGAGGGCCUCCCAGCUCAGCUGGGAUCCGUGAAAGACUGAGGAGGCAUAGGAACCUCCCGGUCACUCCCGUCGCUUUGACACAACCCCCACACCCUUACUGACCAGCUAGGACCCAUCGACCGGUCCCACCAUCAUGGCAUCAUCCGCUCUCUUUUGUGUCCAUCAAUUGCUGAAUGUGAAGUGAACCAUUGUUCUUUGCCAAUAUAACUGCCUUGUUUACAUAUAAUAAUAAAUAUAUAAAUAUAUAUAUAGUAAUUAAAUAAAUAACAUUUAUUAUUAUAAA
Molecule: messenger RNA, 743 nt
Organism: Esox lucius (northern pike)
Lineage: Eukaryota; Metazoa; Chordata; Actinopteri; Esociformes; Esocidae
Gene: hopx
Product: HOP homeobox
Exons: 2
Coding region: 272-499 (75 amino acids)
Biological process (GO): cell differentiation; regulation of transcription by RNA polymerase II
Cellular component (GO): nucleus
Molecular function (GO): DNA binding
Source: RefSeq, a predicted model, not a curated record